UCAAUCUAUUUUUUCUUCUCGAACAUUGUGGACGCUUUCAGAGGCAAGAAAGUUUCCUCUCUUGCAUUUAUUCAGCAAAACUUAACUAAAUUGUGACUAAUAUAUCCAAUUAAAAACAAAGAAAAAUUGUCUAUUAAAAACGUAAAGCCAAUUUGGUGAACAAUUUAGCAACAACAAAAGCAAUAUAAGUUUAGUAGUAAUUUUCCUCAGAGUAAACGCUUACUGCGUUUUAUUUAAAAAACUACCAUCGGAAAACAAAUGCAAAGUUGAAAGAAUACUUUGUCUGCUACAAAUAAACUUUAAAAAUUUUGAGGAAGGAAUCGUGCUGCAUCAGUGCUGGCUUGCAAAAAUAAAAAAAGAGCGUUAAAAAUACUUCAAAAUACACGUGACUAAAUUGAAAGUUGAUAUCGCAAAAGCAUAGCUGCUCUGCAGACAAAGGAAACUGUGACCAGAAGAGCAAGUAUUGAUGUUCGUCGUGUGUAUUCCUACUUUCAAAUAAGGAAUUGCAAACAAAGAAAUCAUCAGUCAAACGUUCAAUUUGAAGCCUGUCUUUGUACAUCCACUGCAAACAAGUAAUAAACCAGGUUAGGUAAAACCACUUCUAUAGUCAGAAGGCAAAAAAUUGUCUUUGUAUUCGACGCGGAAUUGCAUGAAAAGUUGCUGCAUUUACUAAUUCCAAGUGUGGGGUAACAACAAAGUGUGGAGUAAUAACAAACAAUAACAAAAAACAGAAAAUAUAUUGGAAAAAAGACACCACAAGUAAAAAUAACAAACAACGCAAAUAUGCCAGCUGAUUCGAUUUCAAGGAUGGACUCCAACGGUUCUGGUGGCGAGGCUAAUCCGCCCGAAAAUUUACUCGGUACCUCACCCGGUGCCUCAAGUUUACGCAGUCGCACUGAGAGUGAAAGUUCUGACAAGCUAGCGCGUUUCGUUCUGCCCAGCAUGGAUGGUAGUCCACCAAAGGUGCUAACACUGAACGAAGUGGGUGAUGUGCUAAAAAAUAUACAAAACAUGGAACUGGUGCACGAAAUUGCAAUUAAUCCAGAGUUUAAAUUCGAGCCUUAUGAACCACCAGAGAACAGCCUGGAACGCCGCAUCAAAGAUAUUAUGCAUAAAGCCUUCUGGGAUGUAUUGCGUGGUGAAUUGAAUGAAAAUCCUCCUCGCUAUGAUUACGCCCUACAAUUGUUGGCUGAGAUUAAAGAUUGCUUUCCACAAAUCAUCUCGCAGAAUAAUACACGUGCCUUACAGCACAUCAACGAAAUACUGGACAUCGAUGUACUCAAGCAACAAGCCGAGGAGGGUGUCCUAGAUUUUAGAGCUUAUGCAAAUUUUGUCAUACAAAUUAUGGCUAAGUCGUGUGCACCAGCCCGUGAUGAAAUGGUGCGUCAGUUAACUGAAAUCACAGAUGUGGUGGAUACUUUUAAGAAUAUACUGGAAACAAUGGCGCUCAUGAAAUUAGAUAUGGUCAACUGUUUACUCGAUUUUGCACGCAAUGACAUUAUGGCCAAUUCGGUGGAAUAUGAAAAGAAGAAAUUCAAGGAGUAUUUGGAGUAUUACAAAUUUGGCUUCCCAGCCACCGAAAAUUGGCUGAAGAACAGUUGUGCACAUGAUGUCAAUAAUGUGCCCUCAACGCCAGAACAAACCAUCUCCAAUGCUUACAUGCAACUUAUGGAUUGGGACGAGUCCAUGGAGUUCCCAGAGGUGCUGUCGGUUGACAAGGAACGUAUCUUGAAACUGGGCCAACGUGCCAAACGUAUUUGCACAUGCGCGGCAGUCAUCUCCAUUUGCUCAGGUGUGCCGAUUAUUUCGCAACGCUCUGAAAAUCGUGUCGCACUUGCCAAGCAAAUUGAAAUCAUAUUGCAAGGCACUACUAAUAAAAAAGAGCUCUUGGAUUCGAUAGAAAACGUUUGGCUGCAAGUCAAGACGGUCAUAAAUGGUUACUUGCAAAAGGAAAAUCAACCGAUAAUGGAUACUAAUACGGAGGAAUUAUUGUUUUCGCAAAUAAUGCAGGCGGGCAACAAGGAUUCACCUGUAGGCCAACUAAUGUGGAAACGUUUUCAAACAUAUUUCCGUUUGGCCCUACGCUCGCGAGCCGGUUUGCCACCGCCACCACCUGGCUAUGCGGAUUUCCAAGAUGAACUCGAGGCUUAUACCACUGCCUUAAAACGCGUAAUUGCCUAUAAUCAUUCCGUCUUCGGUGAAUACUUUAUGCGUGUCCUCACACAACAGCCUUUCGCAAGCAGCGCAGCAACAGUAACUACGUCCGAUGCUGCAGCUGCUGGCGGCACCACAGCAAGGGAACAGGACUCUGCUGACAAUGCCGCUGCUGCUGUCACUGCCGAGGAGAAGGCUACACAGAGCCAAUAAUUGAAAUAUAUGCUGGCGUAUUGUGAAGGACAAGCGGCAGUAUGUGCUGUGCGUGAAUAUGUGGUGCGAAUGUUGUUGUCAGACAAUUGCUGCCAUUGGCCUAAAUUGAUUUCAUAGAAUAAAUCGGAAGUUUUGUAAACGAAAUAACUAACAUAGCCCACUUUGCUGUGCCAGAAGUGCAGAGAAUUUACUAAUGAAGGAGGCGUAGCAGUUAGGGUGGCGCACAUGCAGAAAAUCGAAAAUUUUUCUUACCCAAAAAACAAAAAAAAAAACAAACGUAAAUUUAUCGCAAAUGGAUAACGUUAGAAACAAACAAAUUGAAUGAGAUUAAUAAUGAAGAAAUGCAUAGUCGAAAAUGGUAAAAAUUAUACAAAUUCAAACGUUAAAACGUACUAUUAUUUUAUUUUAAAUAAUUGUUUCACAAAAUUAUUAAAUGAAGCGAAGUUAAAUUCAAUGCGAAAUUAUAAAACUUAGUUAAAAAAUCGAAAUCUUUAAUUUUAUUUUGCUUUUAUAUAGCGACAAAAGCUUCGUAAGGCCAAUGAAAAUUUAUAAACAAAACCAAAAAAAAUUAAAAUUAUAUUGGUGUUGCUUGCAGGAACGGAAAUGAGACUUGAAAUGCUUUGAAAUUAUGUUUAACAUUUCCGUUAGUCAUAUUUACCGUUUAUUGUAACUGCACACUUGUGUGUGGAAUCUAUUUAUACACGAAACUGCUUAGUAUAAAAAGUUUUAAAACUUGGUUCUAGCUAUUAGCAUACAAAACACCAACGAUUAGGUGCGAUAAUCUAGCAGAGGACUACUUUUAGUUGAAACUCCUAACUCAACCACCAACCACAAUGAAGUGAUACCGUUUUUUAUUUACCAGCAUUUUACGAAUUUUUAUAUACCCACAUACAUAAUACACACAUAAACGAACUGAAUUUAGUGAAUGACUUAUUCGAAGGCAUGUAACUAGAACAUAUAAAUAUAUUGUGAACAAAUUGUUACAACAGCUAUCUUUUUUGUUGUAAUUUACUGCAUUAAUUUACAUUAUUUAUUUAUUUUCUUUAUUGGAAAAAGGAAGAGAUUUCUUAAUUAGAAAUGUGUUGUGAUAUUGAGAACUAUUAACAUUAACCCUAAUACUACCUAUACAUAUAUAGAAUAUAUACAUUAUACAACCGAAUAUGAUAUACUAUACAAUUCUAGAAACAUACAUACAUACAUACAAUACAUAUGCGUAAUAUUCAUGGUUGCGCUGAGGAAAGCAACUUUAACACAAUUGAUUAUAAUUUUAUCUCUAGCAUAUACAAUUAAUGUGAAAAAUAAAUAAAUAUUAUAAAAUACA
Messenger RNA from Bactrocera tryoni, 3688 nucleotides. Its product is annotated as T-complex protein 11-like protein 1. The coding region runs from base 784 to 2367 and encodes 527 amino acids. Gene Ontology annotation, biological process: signal transduction. The record is from RefSeq and is a predicted model, not a curated record. NCBI's taxonomy places the organism in Eukaryota, Metazoa, Arthropoda, Insecta, Diptera, Tephritidae. The transcript is spliced from 8 exons.